AUGGUCAACUGCGACCUCGGCCCGGAUGCGGAGUGGGUGCAUUACUGCUCGUCUGGAGAUGGUGACCAACCGUGUUGCGCGAGCCUGGAAGAUUGCAAGCAUCGCACAGUGGUUGCUUGCAUCAAUUGCAUGUUCGGCAAGGCCGACCCGAUCCCAGGCGAGAGCCGAUGGACCCAUCUAUUGCCAAAUUUUCGCAUGCUGUGUUUGCGACGUGUCGUCUUCAACGUUGGUCUGGAGUGUUUCGACGUCUCGGUUGGGGACCUGCCUGACACCGUGGAUGGCCAGACGACAGUCGACAUGGAGGCAACCGACGACUACCAAAAGAAGCUCAAGCAGUCCCGCGUCAAGAAGACUGCCGAGUACUACAACAACGGUGAACACAUGAUGGAGCUCCCGAUACUUACCGUGCUGGUUGGCAUCUACGACUUCCACUUGCUGUACCCGAUGCUGGGCGACCCCACGAAUGUGACAAACGAGAUGGGCGAGAAGGGCAAGGCGAGCAAGCUGGACAAGCUGUUGUGCAAGAACACGAGCCUCAUAGGUCAGUGCUCCGAGAGGCUGUUCGCUAGCAUGGAGGCUUGGCGGCAAGGAGGCGAUCGGAGGGACCCAUGGUGCGUCCUCGACAUGAUGGGCAUCCCAGUUCAGAGUGCUGCCGUGAUGCGUUUCGCUCGCAACCAGACUUUGAGAUUGGCUGGCGGUGUGUUCAGGCGUUACGAAACGAAGUAUUCGUCCAAGCCUUACGACAUGCACGUUCUAUCGCUUAGUACUACCACUGCAGAGCAGAAAGCGCCUUGCAUCGAGCACCUACUGGCUGCCGACGACGACGAGCUGGACCUGUACAGCCGCGGAAUCCGCAAACUGUUUACUAAGGAGGAGUUGGGGUCGAAGGAGUGCGAGCCCCUUCUCAGGUCAGAUUUCAUGACGCACGCUUUCAGCACUGACGUGAUUGAGAGGCUGAACUCUGAGAUCACCCAUGGCGUGCCUAAGCGAGCUCCAGCGACCAAUUUCACUCAAGCGGAGAUCGAGCGCCCACUGUUGCUGUGCGACCCCCCUGACGCAGUGGAGUGCGUCAUGGCACAAGCCGCCACCGACUCGGCCCUUGUCCAUCCCGAGCUGGCGGGUUCAUCGGCUGCGGCGGCGCUGCCAGCUGGCCCAGGCGCCGCGGCGCAGGUGUCCGAGGAUGGCGUCGCUGUCGUUCCUGUCGGGGACCAAGGCGGACCAAUCUUCCCACCUUGUCGAACGGUAUCGGGGUGCAUCGACGUCCUUCCGCACGAGAACCCAAGUACUAAUAGUACUGGCAGGUUUGCACCUGGCCUCAACCCUUACUUGUUGGAGAAGAACCAGUGGCUGCGUGCUGUGAGGGCGCUGAGAGACUCUCCGAUGACCGAUGAGGAGGUGAAACAGGUGACGGAGGAAUUCCAUGUCUUCUGGGAGAACGUCGCCGACAAAGAUUGCCACAACGAGGCGUACGACGAGUGGGUGCGAGAGAAGCAACAACAUCAUGAACGAGAGCGGCCCUACAAGUACGUGCAGCAGUGGGGGGGCGGGAGCUUCGUCUCGCCAACCAGCAGCGACGAGUUCUGCAAGCACAUCAAAGGUUCAAAAGGUUGGCCAAGCGAUGCCGACGUCACCGACGCCAACCACGAGGAGGGCCUCGCCAAGGCAAACUACUUCGUGGAUUUCGGGCCUUCGAAGAGCACGAAUCUGUGGAGCCUCGGAGCUCGACCCCACGACGUGAACCCGAUGAAGGUCGCGGGGGGGAGGUUGAAGUUCACGCUGGUCGAGAAGGGCAUCAGCAACGUCAUUGCCAGGCUGAACAGGAUAAGUGAUAAGUUCAAAGUCGUGAACGCGCAGACGUCAGAUGAGUUUGUCCGCGAGUGCUGUGAGUUGUUCUCGGCGAUGGAGCUUUGCGAGGUGGAGUGGGACCCCAUCGACGUGGACGGUACUCUUCUGUGGGUGGAGGUGAAGUCCGCGACCGCUCUCGGCACCUUGUGGAAGGAGGGCUUGCGCGUCCCACUGGGCAGCGCGGCGGCUAAGCGAAAGGACACCAGCGCCUCGACCUUCAAGAAAAUGAAGACGGACGACCCCCUGAACCCAUCCAGCGACACGGCGAAGACGUCGUCAUCGUGCGCCGCAUCGACCAAGGCUGCCAAUGGGAAAGUCGAUCCGACAAGUGCAUGCGGCCCGAUCGCAGCAGCAAUUACAGGAGGACCCGAAGGAGCAUUGGGCAACGAUGCGGCCGUGGCUGCGUCGCUCGGCGCGGCAGGGGCCGCCGACGCAGGUGCCGACGAAGGCUUUCAGCUGGGUGCUUUGGACGGGGAGUUCGCGGUCGCUCUCGGCGAGAUGGACGUGGCGGACCAGGAGGACGCAGAGAUCCAUGGCGGCGAUGACGACAUGACAGAGCUGCUCGACACCUGGGGCGGCAACCAAGAAGACCACCAUGACGAACGUCCAGACGAUGGCGAGAUCGACCUCGACGACCCCAUCCUGCUCAUGUCGGGGCGCUUGCCAAGAUGUAUGAGGACGCAGCUGGCGGCGCUGAUGUCCCCAGUGGCGGCGCCGACGCUGGAGUUGAAGAUGGGCCUCUUGCCGAAGAUGUUGCUGAGCCUCCGCAGCCUUGGGAACAACUUGGGGAGCCAAGAGCUGUUCAAGUGGCUCUUCGAGGGCGACCCCAACAAUGACGGCGACUCCAAGGACCAGAGGCGCGAGAAGGCGCGCAUCCACAUGGAUUCGGCCAAGAGCAGCUGCACGAAGCACGCAGCUGUCCUGCGCUGCGAGACUGGAGAAGAGCACGAGCAGCUGGAACGGGAGUUGUUCGAAGACGGCUCGUGCGAGGGCAGCCAACAGGCCGCCAGCAAACCCAAUGGCGAAGGCCCGAGUUCUUUUCAAGUCGGCCUGUUCGAGCCAGACCCUGCGCGUUGCGCCAAGUGUUUCGAUGACUUCGCUGGGCAGAGUGGGCUCCCCCGGUCGCCUGGCGGACAUGGUGUUCACCCUUCUUCCACAGACCACAGCACGUGCCAGCAAUGCCUGGACUUGAAGGAGUUGGUGUCUGAGAAGCUGGACGGACCACCCGGCACGGUGGAGUUCCCCAACGACAGCGACGCCAAUCAAUGGCCAUUUUUAAUACACUGCUACAGGGUGCUUCGCCAUGGGUCGGCCGACGGCACGGUGACAUUGCACGAGUUGGCCAUCGAGUGGGCUGAGAUUGCGAGCAAACGGUACCAAGAGGCUGGCGAGAUCCAAGUUUCUGCUUUACCAGAGGGCGGUGAGAGCUGCACGCGCACAGACAAUCCAGCAUCGGAGUCAGGAGGAGCGAGAGACAAGCCUGUAGAUGGCAGCGGCUCUGGCACAGCUGGCGAGAUCAAGCAUGAGGAGGAUGCACUUGCACAACCUCAGCGUGUCAAGCAGGAGUUCGGGUUCCGCCGAAGCGGCUUGUCGGUGGCGGCGCCUGCCGUGGCUUCAGCGGCUUGUGAGACUGGUGCGAGUGAAGGCACGUGUGCGGCCGUCGGCAUUGACGUGGACUCCGAGGACGACGGCGACUCAGACUCAUUGAACAAGUUUUCCUUGACUGAGCGCUUGCCCAAGGGCCAAGUGUACAUCAGCUUCGGGAGGAUUCGUGGGACAAUCAACCAGUACGUUGAGGCUCUGUCGCACCUGGGCUGGCUACCAGACUGCAGGAUACAGACCGUACAAGCACUCGAGCGCCGUUUGAACCAGCACAGCAGUGAGAUCUCCCAGCAAGCGAACGUUGACAUAAAGACUUCAUUCAAACAGCUUUCGAUGCGCGUGGAGACAACGAUCAUCCUGUUCAAGCUCUUCAAGACGUGGCACGACGAGAACAACGAUGCGUCCUUGGUCCAUGUGCUUGAUGCAGUUUGCAAGUUGAAACCGUUCCUUCGUUUCCAGAAGAAGUCUGUGGGUGCCGACUUGGAGAUGAUCCUUAUCUACGCGCAGUUCUACAAGGAUUUGGCCAACGGCAUGGGCAUUGACGAGGCAAUCAAUUCGCUGAACUUCGACCGUCUCACUGAGUGUCACAAGAUCGCAACCGAGAAUGCUGGCAAAUUGACGGGGGCGAUGACCAAGACCACCGACGGCGCGAAGGUCAAGGAUAAGGACGCCGCCGAUGGCACAGCAGAGGGCGAAGCAUCACCUUCGAAGAGGCGCAUGCAGUUCACCAUGCCGAAAGACGUGAUCGCCAAGCGUGUAUUGGUCCAUCCCGUCGAGCAGUUCGAGAAGCUGGUGGGCGAUUCCAUGGCGAAGUACAUCUUCACCUUGAGCCCCGACAUCGUGAAUGACCAGAAGGCGGUGCAGCAUUGCCAUGAGCUCAUGGAAAGAACGCGCCAGGCGUGGCUUACCAAACACAACGGCUGCCUCAGCAAUAAGGUGGGCCAGCUUCUCGACGCGUUCGCGACGAUCGCGCUGUGCGCGAAGUCGGACGAGAGGGAGAGGCCCAGCGUCGACAGUGCGAGGUGGGCCAGGAGGACAGUGAUGGCGGCAGCGAAGGAGGAUGCCCCAUCACCAGAGAUGGCAAAAACAAUGGCGGUCCACCCUGCAGGCAUGGCGUUCAUGAAACGGGCUCUCAGCCACGCCAAGGUCGGCAUCGAGGAUGAGGCUGCGAGCAGCGGGUUCGAGUUCAGCGUCGGCCGCUUCGAGGACUUGCUCGAUCCAGCCUUCGAGAACGCAACCUCUUGGCUGAAGGCGGGGAAUGGCGGCAAGCCGAUGACCUGCGAUGCGUUCGGGAAGUAUUUCGAGGCGUGCAUGGUGAUGAGAGUUGCUUGCGCUCAGGCCCUCCAGCGCUGGUCCACGAGCGCCUUGGAGCAGCACGCCGAGACUCUGGCGGGCAUGGCAGAUUCGUGUGCUGCCGCAGGCGGCGACAAUUCAGGCCCCAUCCAGACAGAGGUCGUCAAAGCCGAGUGCGAGUCGACCCAGCCUGGCGGCGACGGCAAUGUGCAGCCGACAAUGCCGUUCUCGUCGCCAGUCCGCCUCUUCGCUCACAUCCGUGAGAUCGACGCCACUGUGAAAGCGAUGCGCCCGCGCUUGAGAGCCUUCGUUGAGCUGAUGCUGAAGUCUGCGCUGGGCGCCCAGAAGCUGCACAAGCUCGCGGCCACCAGAGUGGGCGGCUCUUGGCACGAUCACUUCGACAAGGACGCGUCGGGCGACACUGUCCUGAGACAUUUCAACCACAACGUUGCGGUCAUCGACAAGAUUAUCAUAUACCUUGAGAGCCUUCACUUGCUUGCCGACCCAGACUGGUGGCUCGACGGCGAGUCACUUUCAAAGAGCAGCACCAAGCCCGACGAGCAGGCCCUCUGCAACUUCAGCAAGGUCCACCACGAGCACACCUCAGUCACGCCCUUCACCGUGCUGACCUCAUCCACCCUCGAUCUCCCCGAGGUCGGAGAUGACAUCGCAGCGUUGUUCGCGGCGUUUGCUGAGCAUGUCGGCCAGCGCAUGUACGACUUCAAGGCUACAGCGUUCUUGGUAGAUAAGAGUUCUACGAUUUCUGACGUGGAGGUGCUCCUGGGGAGCGUUCACGCCGACGUCUUAAAGGAGUGCGACGACUCGGCCCUGUAUCCUCACUUGCUGCCUAAGGGCGAUGCCGACAAUGUUGCGAAGCUUGCGCCCAUUGAUGUUUCUGGAAGCAAAGGGGAUCCCAAGGUGUUGGAGCUUCUCCCUCAUAACCGAGCUCUCGAGCACCUGCGAUGCUUCAUCAGAGCAGUCAUGCUGACGGAGAUCGACGUCCCUGGCAUGUUCUACUCAACUGUGGAUGCACCGGAGCCCAGCAUCGACCUGUGCAUGUUCGCUAUGGAGCUCAAGUGCGCUGUCGCCGACGUGGUCGCAGUCAUUUCCUCAGCCGAGGUGGCUAUAGGCAGGAAGGCUCGCUCCAAGGAUAAGCAGUUCAUGAGUCAAGGGUACCUCUGCGGGACGGCCACCUUCAUAUUGCAGAUCCUCCACGGUGCGCGACAGAAGCUGGACAGCAUGGCCAACGACCCCAGGGCCAUGGAGUUCGAGAAGACAGGCUGGCAGCUCCGCGAGUCGAUCCACACCAUGCGUCACUGGUGCUUGUUGGCGGCAAGAGUCAGCGGGCGUUACGAGAGCAUGCUCUUGCUGGGCAUGGCCGAGGUCUUGACCAACGAGGGACAGGCGACGGCAAAGGUCACCCCUACUUGGACAGCAUGUUUCGUCGACGACGUGUUCAACGAGACGAUGGCAAUGGCGAUGCUCAAGAACAAGCUGGACGUCGUGAUCAACCGCCACAACUCACUCCACACCUGCAUCAAAGCCUUCUCCACGUCAGCAGCCGUGCUGUCCAUCAACCCCCGCGUGCAGGACCACCCGACGACGUCCGAGUCAGUGAACGUGGCACUCCAGUUGCUGAAGGACGCUGCGGAAGCAAGCGUGGUCAUCAGGGGCGUCGACCUGUUGACUGCGUAUCGUCAUCGCCCUGAGGGGCCGACGAAAGCGACGGAGUUCUUGACGGAGAACGAGGGUCGCUACCCCAAGGUACCGCAGUGCUUCUGGCAGUUGUUCAAGGACCUGCAGGCGCACGCACUUCCAGCCCAGCCUUUGCCAGCACAGGCUGGCGAGGCGUUGGCCCCUGGCGCAGGCGCGUCUGGGGGCGGAGCCCACCUCACGCCAGCCAAGAAAAGCUUAGCGGACGGGUCUAUUCACACUCCGACCCCAAAGAAGCCGCCUGCCCCGAGUUCAGCCGAUGGCAGUCAGCACGUGAAGGCCAAGGCCCCUAGCGUUUCAGAUCGCCCCGCCAAGGGUUUCAAGCGCGCCAAGCGCUCCUGA
Molecule: messenger RNA, 6795 nt
Organism: Prorocentrum cordatum
Lineage: Eukaryota; Dinophyceae; Prorocentrales; Prorocentraceae
Source: the annotation of a GenBank genome assembly